AUGUGUUCCUCAGUGAAUGUAUUAAAAUUUCUUCUCUAAUUUUCUAUUGGGCUUCUGAAUGCUAUGCAAAAAAGUAAAGGUAAUGAUUACAUAAAACUUAUGUAGUGAUUGUAUCUGCAAAUAAAUACCGGUGUAAAAUAUUAUCAUAUCUCAUCAAUAGCUUGGCAUACUAAUUUAGAAUGA
Molecule: messenger RNA, 183 nt
Organism: Paramecium primaurelia
Lineage: Eukaryota; Ciliophora; Oligohymenophorea; Peniculida; Parameciidae
Source: the annotation of a GenBank genome assembly